Molecule: messenger RNA, 1068 nt
Organism: Panicum hallii
Lineage: Eukaryota; Viridiplantae; Streptophyta; Magnoliopsida; Poales; Poaceae
Product: predicted GPI-anchored protein 58
Exons: 3
Coding region: 1-1068 (355 amino acids)
Source: RefSeq, a predicted model, not a curated record
AUGCCGCUACGUGGAGCCGCGCCCGCCACUUGCUCGGCGCCAGCCGCCGUGAGCUGCCGCACGUGCUCACCUGCGCCAGCUCCCGCAGCCGCCCGAGCCGCGCCCACGCGCGCCGCUCCAGCACGCCCCGCUCUGGCGCCGCAUCAGCCCAGCGCCUCGGCCCCGCUCCGCUCGCCGCCAGCGCCUGCGCCGCUUGCGCUCUGCGCCCGCGAGCUGCUCGGCUCCGCCACCGUCAGCCGCGCCGAGCCGCCCUUCCUGCUGCGGCCACCGCUCGCGCUCGGGCCGCCCGUGCCAGAGCGCCUGGCCUGCCGCGCCGCGCCGCCUUGGGCCCUAUCGGCCGGAACGCUGCGCCGCAUCCGCGUGCCGCAGCCGCCCCCGCGCCCCGCUGCCUGCGGCGCCUGCUCGCCUGCAUGCCGCCUCCGGCCUUGCGCCACGCUGCCGCACCGCGCUCCGCUCCUGGGCUCGCACGCCUGCGCUGCGAGCCGUGCCGCUGCCUGGAGCCGCGCCCGCCACUUGCUCGGCGCCAACCGCCGCGAGCUGCCGCGCGCGCUCGCCUGCCGCCUGCGCCCCUCCGGUCCCGAGCGCCAGAGCACCGCCACCAGCCGCUCGCCUGCACCAGCUCCCGCAGCCGCCCGAUCCGCGCCCACGCGCGCCGCUCCAGCGCGCCCUGCUCUGGCGCCGCAUCAGCCCAGCGCCUCGGCCCCGCUCCACUCGCCGCCAGCGCCUGCGCCGCUUGCACUCUGCGCCCGCGAGCCGCUCGGCUCCGCCGCCGUCAGCCGCGCCGAGCCACCCUUCCUGCUGCGGCCGCCGCUCACGCUCGGGCCGCUCGUGCCAGAGCGCCUGGCCUGCCGCGCCGCCUUGGGCCCUGUCGGCCGGAAGUACAUAGAGGGAGAGAGAGACAGGGGAAAAGGAGCACCGCCGGUGGAAGAAGAAAAGAAAGAGACGCCAGGGAGAAAAGAAUUAAGAGAAAAGAGACUUCCCCAGGACUUAUGCGAGUUGAUGGUUAGUUUGGUGAUAAGGAUCAUCAACAACAGCCCCACACUUAGCCAUUUGCUCAUCCUCGAGUAA